Messenger RNA from Drosophila melanogaster (fruit fly), 8651 nucleotides. It is a transcript of the gene tay, whose product is annotated as tay bridge. The coding region runs from base 324 to 7784 and encodes 2486 amino acids. The record is from RefSeq and is marked reviewed. Lineage: Eukaryota; Metazoa; Arthropoda; Insecta; Diptera; Drosophilidae. The transcript has 14 exons.
GUCCGUCUCUGAGAGACUAUGUUGGUUCUUUGUGGUUAACAAAAUUUUCGGAAAAUAAUAUUGGAUUUUAUGUAAAAUAUACAUAAUAGCCGUGAUGACAGUUAGUUUGGUAGCGAUGCUUAUAACGCGUUGAUGCACAAUCGAUCGUUUUGGCCGUUCGUUGUGCGUUCGGUGUGUGUGGAAAAUGUAAAAAUGUACGAACAAUCGCAUACAGUUCACAAAAAUUCGUCGUCGUCGUCGUCGUAUUUGUAUUUGUCGUUGUCGUAUUUUGUAUGAAAAGGAACUGAAGUGUAAUCCACUGGAAGCUUUACGUAGCAAAAGAAAUGGACACAUCAAAUGCCAGCGCUAAAUCAAAGACGUCUGCGUCGGGCAGCAGUAGUAUUAAUGGAAUAGGAUCCCAAAUCAAGCAUAUAUCAUCGUCGCAGGACAUCGGAUCCUCCGUUCCCGCUGUCCCAGUCCAGGAUGAGAAGAGCGAGUCGCACUCCCACUCACAUUCACACUCCAGCUCCAGCUCACAGUCGUCCCAGUCGCAAUCGCAGUCACAGCCACAGUCCACAGUGCUCACGGUAGUGGGCCAGAGUAUAUCAAAGAGUUCGACCGGCGCCCUGGCGGUACUGCAUCUUCCUCCGCCGACGGCGACCGCCUUAGUUCAAGCAAGUGCCAAUAUAGCCGAUCUGGGCUCCAUGCCUCGUGCUCGGCCAUCGUUUGUAUCGAACACCUCCUCGACGGCGGCGACGACGACGACGGCGACGUCGGCAUCGGAUGGCGGCAAAACCAUGGCCGUGGCAGCGAUUCCCCCGGCAUCACCUGUCUCCAUAUCGGAGCCCACCUGUCCAUCUGUUUCGACGGUAUCGAUGGCUCCCAGUGCCUGUGACUUUGACUCCGACACGGAACUCUCGAUUGUGGCAGCUGCAGCGGCCGUCUCCGCCUCAGCCGGCAUAGAUUCGCGAUCCCCGACGUCUCCUCCGACGGCGGCGGGAUCCACAAUAAUGCCACAGCUGAAUUCCAGUGCGGGAGGCACUGCUAGCAUAGCCGGUAAUCAGUCCGGCUUCGGAGCGGGAUCAGGAGCGGUGGCUGCUGGGAAUACCAAUGGCCACAGCACCACCUCCAGUAGCAGUACUCAUCUGAGUCUGAAUGCCAAGCAACAGCGCCAGCAGAAACGCCGGAGGGAACGUGCCCAGCGUUUGCAAGCGGAACGCGACAGUCGAUGCAAUGCCAACUCGCUGAGUGGCACCUUCAUAGCCGGAUCCUCUGUGGGGGUCGGCAGUGCCAUGAGUGCGGCCAACGGUGGCCAGGGAGGUGGAGUUGGCCUCGUCACGCCUAAUAGUAGCGUCGGUGGCGGAUCCUCGGCUGUUGCAAUGGGCAACGGAUCGGCGGCAGGACCCGGCAACAAUGGGAUGAUCUAUCACAUCAACAGCGCUGGCAGCAUGGGCGAGGAUAGCAACAAUUCAAAUGGAAAUUUCACCAGCAGCAGCAAUGGCAGCAACAAUCUGCUGCCGCCCACAGAUAGUAUUGCAUCGUUACUCCUAAAUCCACCACAUUCCCCCGAGUGCAACUCGGGAUUGAUGGCCACGCCUAGCGAUAGCGAGGGUGAGUCGCUGGACGAGGAUCUGCUCUCGACCUCGUCCUCGUCCACACUGCUCUUGCCGCGCGACAAGCCACCGCCUCGACCACCACCUCCGGUUCGAAGAAAGCUGCCACGAUCUCCGGUGCUCGAGGAGGAAAUCAUCGAUGGAUUCGCUAUACUGGAGUUUAAGACAUACGAGGAUCUUGAGUUUGCCAUCAAAUUGGGACAGAAGCGGAAGGAGAAGCGUCUAUCCGCACUGGACGAGCUAACUUGUACCUACAGUAUAGAGGAAAUGAAAAUCCCAAAGGUUAUAGAUACUGGUCAAUCGCAACCGUUGCGUGUCACCAGCCUGUCCACUUUGACUGUUAACAAUAACAAUCUGAAGGAGAACCCGCAGCCAAGCCUUCAUCGUGAUCGUGGCGGCAAUGUCAUUAGCAACAAUAAUAACAAUAACAGCAGCAACAACAACAACAGCAUGAUCAACAGCAAUGGCCCCAACGCGAACAGCAAUAGCAGCAGUUUAUCCAACGUGGUCUACCUGCUGCCAUCUGUGAACAUGGUGGGCAAUGUUCUGGAGACGGAAGCCGAGCCCAGGGAUCAUUGGCGAUCCGAAUAUGGGCAGCAGCAAGACCAAUUGCAAUCGGACAAUAGCGCAAACAGUAAAAGUAAUAAUAACAUUAGUGAUGAUAAUCAAAUUAACAAUAGUAGCCACCAAAUAAACCACACAACCAACAACCAAUCGAGCAAGCAACAACAGGCGGCGGACGGUGGUUGCAAUGCGGCAAAAAUGCAAGUGAACAACAGUGCUACUGUUAGUACUCGAUUUUUGGAGAACGACAACGAUUCACUGAUGUUGGAUAUCAGCCUGCCAUCGCUGGGCGUUGGUGGCGCCGUAUCGCAUAGUCAUGACCACAUUGACGUUGGUGUGAUUCACGCCAGUUGUACUGGCAGCAGCAGCGACACCAAAAAAUCUCACAAUUCCCCCGCCACGAGUAACACUAUUGACCAAUUGCACGUAACAAAACCGCUGCCCACGCACCAGCUCAAUAAUCUAAUAUCAAGUGAUCUUAAUGCCGCCGCAAAUGCAAACGCAAACAGUAAUCACCUGGGUGUCUGCAAACUGGGCUCGCAAUCAGCACAGGUCGCAAAGAAGUCGAUGGGUUUGGAGAACAUUGAAACCGUGACGAAUUCAGCGACCUGCCGCUCCCUGGAUAUUCAGGAGCUGGCCAAUGUUUCGGCGCAAUCCUUUGGGGCCAGUAGCAGCAGCAGCAGCAGCAGCAUUAGCAUAAAGAAGGAAAACGAGCAAAGUGAUCUUUUGAACGAUGCUUCAACCAAUUGUAGCAGCAACAGCAAAGGAAAUAAUAUCUGUGAUAAUGUCAGCAAUGAUAAAAAGAAUUCUGAACAAAUAUUUGAUAUUGACAACCCCCCAACGCCCAUGAACAUUUCAAAUACUUCUUCGUGUUCGGAUCGAUCGUCUUCUCGCAAGUUUUCCGAACUUCCACACCUCAAGAAAAAGAGUGCGGCGUGUGGAGAUAGGGAUAAUGGCCCAUAUGCCGGAGUACCUUUUGCGGCAGCGAUGGGCACAGUAUCUCCGGACAGCGAUCCAAGUAAAGCUUUAAACAUUAAGAACGCAUCGGAGAGCGCAUCGGGCAAGGCGGUCCAUGCCCAUGCUGGUGCUCCGAUUCCACCACCACCUGCGGCCAGCGUGGGCGAUCCUGGGAACAGAGAGCUGGGUGUGCUGCAGAAAACCUCACCCGACAAGCCACUCUAUCCCAACUUGUGUGCUCCGCCAUCGGUUUCGUCAGUGCAAUUCCCCAACGUUGGUAUAUCAGCUGGAAAUGAAAAAAUUGCAUCAACAGUUGCAUCUGACAUCGAUCAAAAGAUUAUUUUCAACAGCAAGGCAACUGCUUCAGUUUCGAACGGCUUGUCGUCGGGGGUGCAACGGUCAAUUGUUCCAUUACUAUCUGCGGCGCCAUCGCCGGCUGCGGUUACUCUAAGCAGUCCGUUUAGCGCACACAUCGCAGCUGCACCGAAUGCUGCCGGAUUAUCAAUACUAAGUUCGGCAUCGAGUGUGAUUCUAGCCAACAGCAGUAUAAAAAACACCAACAAUGGCAGCAACAAUGGCAGCGCCAAUGGCCAGGGACAACUGUCUUCGGUGGGAUUGUCGAGCACUUCAGAAAUUGCGAAAAGUAAUUCGGUACCAACGACGUCCUCACCCCCCAAUCCCAUGGUCAAUGGCUUCCUUAGUGUUUAUCCGCCGCCUGCUGCUACCAUUGCAACGUCAUCCGUAACUACAAGUGCGUUGUCACGCGUCUCGCCCAACGCAGCCAAUAAAUUAGUGCCACCGGUCUCCGCCACAACAUCCAUCUCGAUAAACACAAACUAUGUUGGUAUUUCUGGUGGAACGACGACAACUUCCGGCAUGGGAAAGGUGGUCUUCGGCGCUGGCGGCAAUGCCAUUGUGGGCACAGGGUCUCCACUGCUUUUUCCUGGCGCACCGCCCGCUCCCAUUUCUCAUGUGGCCACUGGCGUGCCGAUGAUCAUCCAGGCGCCGCCAUACCGAGCACCGUACACGAAUUACCCUCUCUACACUCCAUAUAGCGGCCUUACGCACGGGUCAUACCUGCCUCCAGUAUUGCCGGUUGCCACGCCCAACUUGUCCAACUUACCGCCCACACAACACCGGAGCUCGGAUAGUCGCAACAGUCGAGAGUCGCCAGCAUCCUUGAAGUCAACGCCAUCGAAUAUUGGAUUAAAUGUAUCCAUGGCGCCGACCCUGCGAUCCAUCACGCCACUUAAUAAUAGCAGUGCAAUUUCUAGCGGCGCAUCGCAGCCCGUUGUGUCGGUGGUGCCUUCGGCGAACUCGACUGCCCUUUCCAUGAGCAAUCCACAUAUAUCUCAUUCCCAUCAUGUGCCUGCCUACGCUUCAGGUGCAUUCUCAUCCUCUGCGGCCGCUGGGACGAGCACCCCGAAUUCAGGACUCUCUACACUGGCGGUUACCUCACUAUCAACGUCGGCUGCUCCCCAACCGCACUCGCACUUCCCCCAGUCAACGCAGAUGCUGCCGCAGAGCGGUAACUUUUCGUCAGUGUCCCAUUUGCUGACCACGCACCCAAUGUCAUCGCAGAAUCAGCCAAUGGUUCGCUGCGGAAGUACACUAUACUCACAAUCGUCUGCGGCUGCAACUGCGCCGCCAUCAGCUGCUGCUGCUGUCUCCAACUUCACGCCCUCGGUUCUCGCUGUGCAAAGUUUGACGACAGCGGUCACGUCGAGCUCGUCAUCUCCAUCAACUUUAUCAUCAUCUGUGAUCCAGAAGGUUAUUUCCCCCAAAGGAGAGAGUCCUUGCAAUAAAGAUCGGGAUUCCAGCUACAGUACAAAUAUCAGAUCCCAUGGUGCGUCAACAAUGCUGCCUGGCGCAUCCCAAGGCAUUGGCCUGGGAUCGUCGUUUUGUGGUAUCGCCCCAAGUCAAUAUGGUGGUACAGGUACCCCAGUAUUAUCGUCAAGUUCUUCAAUGCCGCCAGGACUGGGAAAUCUCUCCUCGUACUCAUCGAAGGCAGCACUGUGGUUAAACUCUCCUGCCAACGCAGUGGUGACGACAUGUGCUCCCACAACGCCCAUAGUAUCGAGUGGUAGUGCCCGUCCGACGCCUCCGCUCUCCAACUGCACAAGCAUGGGCAUUGGCAUGGUGAAUGCGGCAUCGACGGCGAGAAGUUCUUGCAAUGCCAUAUCACCGCUAUCCAUACCUGCGACCGCUGGUAUUCACGUGUCUGCUACAAAUCCCUCUUUUCAGUCGUCGUCAUAUUUCCCAACACCUUUAGCGCCGCCACCAUCCUCCCCAUCGCCAGCUACUUCUUCCGCGGCCAUCAUCAGCUCCUCCGCUUCGCAAUUCAAUCCAGCUGUGUCGCACUCAAUGAGCAGUAUUGUGACGACGGCAGGAGCCACUACGACCACGGCUUCAUCUGUAACGCAGCCUUCGGUUGCGGCUAUAUCGAACCCAGUUACAAACACGCCGCAUCCCUUUUCUGCAGAAUCGCUUUUUCAGCCAAGUAAAAAUGAUCAAGCUGAUUUGCUGCGGCGCGAGCUAGAUAGCCGAUUCCUGGAUAGAUCUGGCUUGGCUGUUACCCCCACACCGCCAUCAUCGACAUAUUUACGAACUGAUCUCCAGCAUCAACAGCACGCACAUCUACAUCAGCAUCCGCAGUUGCUUCCACCAGUAUCGGCCCCAUCAACUCCCCUAUCUGCUGUGCAACCGAGCUCUGGACAAAUUUUUCCCCCGCCACUUUUUAAAGAUAUUUCUAAAAUCUCAUCCGUCGAUCCUCAGUUCUAUCGCACUGGCAUGGGAUUGCCGCCGGGAGGCUACAGUGGCUACACCUCAGCGGGCCUUUUGCACAGUGGCCUUGGUGGCCCGACGCCGUUCAUGCCUCCCAACCAUUUAACAUCCUUUGCUCCAAAGAAAACUGGUCGCUGGAAUGCCAUGCACGUUCGUAUCGCGUGGGAAAUCUACUACCACCAGAAUAAACAAAGCCCGGAGAAGCAGCCAGGCUUUCCAACGGCGUCAUCGAACGCAGGAUCGAUCAAUGCACCAAUACCUCCUGGCAACAUGAUCAGCGGAGGAGGUGGUGGUAUGGCCAGCGGAGCCAGCACGCCGGUCAACAAUGUGGCAGCUAUUCCGGCGGUCGGCGGUGGCGUCCUCGUGUCCAAUGGUCCGCCCUCGGUGCUUGGCAUGAAGACGACUCCCACUCUUGGCAUGAGCUCGACGCCACAGCAUAUUUUGCAUCGAGCGAGUGAAAUGCCGCCAUCAGCAGCAUUUCCAGGCGGUCUACCGGGUCGCUUAGCAUUUGAAACUUCUCCCCUGGCGGCGAGUUUCAUUGGAGCGCCUCCUAGUCAUAUUGGAACCGCAGUGUCUCCAUUUGGACGCUAUGUGACUCCGUUUGGAUUCACAGGGCUAACGCAUUUUGGUGGCCACUUGGACUCGUGGAGAACAAAUGCCAUGCAACGGAGUGUCGCUUAUCAUCCCUCCUCCGCGGCGCCGUCCCCCAACUGGCCGGUAAAGUCGGAUCCUGGUCUGGACAAUGCACGACGCGAGGCGGAGGAACGCGAACGGGAGCUGCGGGAUCGUGAGCAACGGGAGCGGGAUCGUCAGCGACGCGAACGCGAGGAGCGGGAAAGGAAGGAGAAGGAGGAGAAACUGAAACGGGAGCAACAGGAACGGGAACGGGAACGAGAACGGGAUCGAAAGGAGCGGGAACGCGAACGCAGGGAAAUCGAGCGGCGGGAAAUGGAGCGCGAGCGUAUGUUGCAACAGCAGCGGAUCAACGAGAGCAACAAGCAGGCUGCAGUCCAAGCUGCGGCUGCUGCGACGGCGCCCGUUCGUGACCGUUCGCCACAUCGAAACGUGGGCGAGCUUAACACGGAGAUUCGUAUCAAGGAGGAGCAUCCGCGCACAAAGGAGGAGCAGGACGUAAUGCUUUUGCGAGCUUCAGCGGCGGCAGUCGGCGUUGGUGAUCCCCGCUACCAUUCCUCCUCGCUGGCCGCCGCACAGGCGAGUGCAGCUGCGGCAGCGGCACACCAUCAUCAUGCCAACUUUAUGGCAGCCAGUCGACACGGCUUGCCACCGCCACCCUCGCACCUCACGCGCACCAUGAUGCCGCCUACUCUGAGUGUCGGUGGGCCCAUCACGCACUUCGGUGCACCAGCGCCACCCGGCUGGGGAAUAGAUCCGUAUCGCGAUCCCUAUCCCAUUCUUCGCUACAAUCCCAUCAUGGAGGCUGCCCUGCGACACGAGGCCGAGGAAAGGCAGAAGGCGAUAAAUAUCUAUGCAGCGCAAUCUGCAGCUCAUUUGCGUAGCAAGGAGCCAAGUCCUAUUCCGCCUUCGGUUGGCUCUCUAGGCCCUCCGCCGCCACAUCAUCGCCUACAGAUAGUGUCCAGUGUGGCGCAAUCGGGGGUACAGCAGCCCGGUCCGCCAAGUCAGCAGCAACAGCAGCAGAUGUCCAGUGGCGGCGGGAUGGUAAAGAACUCUGGAGGGCCACAGGCACCAGGAAGCAUUCCAGUCCAGCACAUGAUUAGCGUCGAUUCGAUGGGCCAGCAGUCUGUUAGCGCCAAGAAGGAGUCGGACCACACAAUGGGCAUUGUGUCGAAUGCUGGUGUUGGGCUAAGUUCAGUACCUGGUGGUGUAAUCGGAAUAUCUCCGGUGUCAUCGGUGGCGCCCAGUCGAUGAUAGGCGGCAAGUCGUUACUAAACGCCAUUGGCAAGGCGAAUAAGACAAAGGAAUUUUCAAAAUUUCGAUCACCUCCACCAAAAAAAUGUCAUUGUCAUGAAAGAAAACCCAUGAAUGAAAGUCCCAUCCUGAUUACCUCCUCCCAGCAUCAUUUUGAGCCUGAGAGAACACCAAUAAAUGAAGCGCAACGCUUUUGUAAACUACACAUAAAUUCUUGAACAGAUGAAAAUGAGAUUACGAUGAAGAUGAAGAUUACGAUACAGAUGAAGAAGAAGAUUACGAUACAGAUGAAGAUGAAGAUUACGAUGCAGAUGCAGAUGCAGAUGUUUGUGGCAAACAAAAAUCAAAUUAAAAGAGGUUAAGACUUCCUUAUACUUCAGACCUAGCAUUCAACCUAAGCACUGAGUCCCCACAUUGGCAAAAUACUUUCCUCGAUCUUAAUAUGGUCGCGCGUUGAAACGUCACAUAAGUAAUACGAACUUUACUUAUUUUUAAUGAAUACAAAUUACAAGCAUAAAUGUAACUUUAGGUUCGCGUAUUUAGUUUAAGUCUAUUUGUAUUAUUUGUAUAAUAUUAAUAUAAGCUUAAGUGAAACAGCCAAGAGACAUGUUGAGCAAGAAACUAAUUAUAAUUUGAUUGUACAUAUACACAUAUACAAAGAACUCUCAUAGUUAUAUAUGACAUCAACAUGCAGCCUAUGGAAUCCAAACUAUCAUGCACAUGAUACAUAACUCUAUGUAUAUCAGUGACAGCUUCAUUCCCUUUGUGCAUUACGUGUUUAAGGACUAAUUAUCAUAUAUGCAAUUUAUGUAAAAAUUGAUAAAACUAAAAAUAGAAUCAUUACAAAGAAACCACGCAUGUCUUUUC